AUGGCGAAGAUUCAAAUUGAAAUUCUGCUGAAUUUCGAGCGGUUCGAGGACAGCGGGCGGAUCAGCUACGAAGUUUUGUAUCAAAAUGCAGUGAAAGACCGUUUGGAGUGUCCGUAUUGCGCCGAAACGAUUGACAUCAAAUUUGGCAUUUUCGAGGAAUUUUUGGAUGAUGACACAAAGAAUGACGACACAUCGACUUUUUUGAACGAAUUUCACGCAGAUUUGGCGGAAAAGAGGCCUUUGGAGGACAAUUACGUCUCGGAUUCGGAUGAAACUUUAUCGACAGGCACUUUGUUGAACAUGAAAUACCAAAAAGAAAUCGAAGAAGCAAUUUCUUGCAUGAAAAUCGACACUCUUGACGAGGCAAGUCUCAUUAAUUUCAUCGAAGAAACCACAAAAAUCAUCGAACCAGAGGAGAUUCUUUUAAACGAGCCAAUUUUCGAACCCAUUAAAGUCGAAUGUGCAUCACCGCAGUUGUUGGAUCCCGAUUCCACAAAAUUAUUAAGCGACGAAGAAGAAAAAGUUGCCAAACCCGAGCCUUCCAUUUGUCACAUUUGCCCGUGCAAACGAAUUUAUAAAGUCGAAAAAUUCUUCCUGAAGCACAUGAAGCAAUAUCAUCCGGAUUUUGCCUUAGAAGACUGUGAAAAAAUCCAAAAAAUCGAAGAUUUUGAUGGAAUUAAGCCAAAACGCGAUGGAAGUCGUCCCAUUCAUCGAUGUAAUGUCUGUGAGAAAGUUUAUUGGUCUCGUCGAAGUUAUCGGCGGCAUAUGGUGACAACCCAUCCGGAUGAUGCAAAACGUCUGAAUUUACAAGCCAAAACUUAUCGAUGUCAGUAUUGCAGUAAAGUUUAUUUUACUUCGGAGCUUUUGAAUCAACAUUUGUUGCUGCAUGUCAAUCCAGAUCAUUAUCAGUGCGGGAAUUGCAAUAAAUCGUUCGUUACUCACAAUAAUUUGAAGAGACAUAUAAAUGCUGUGCAUCUCGGGAUUAAAAGUUUUAUUUGUGAAGUUUGUGGCGUGAGGUUUAAUCAACGUUACUCCCUUCGCUUGCAUCAUCAAGAGCUCCAUGGCACCGGAUUCGGUUACGAAUGCAACGAAUGUGGCAAAAUUUACGGAACCAAAGACAAACUCAAAAUUCACAUCAAAUGGACUCAUCUCGGUUACGGCAAAACCAACUGCAAAAUCUGCGGAAAGACGUUCCUCAUCAACAACAUUAAGCGCCAUUUACGCGACGUUCACAAAGAAGGCAAACAACUCGAAUACCCGUGUCGCUUUUGCGAGAAAAUCUUCAAUCGUCGUGCUUAUCGAGACAUCCACGAAUGCACGCACACUGGCGAAAAGCGGUAUUCUUGCAAAAUUUGUCACGAGCGUUUCACGGACCCGGGCUACAGAUACGCGCACAUGCGGAAAUGCCAUUCAGAUGAAUUCGAGCAACGAAAAAGACGAAAAGUGAACAAAACCAAAGUUGAAAAUUGAUGCCAAAGAGCUUUUUUUUUCUAUAGGAAAACCAAAGAUUUAAUACCAAAGUGCAAAUUAUACUAAUUUUUAACUUAUGAUAGAUUAGAGACUUAAACAGUUAUUAGAU
Culicoides brevitarsis is the source of this 1579-nucleotide messenger RNA. RefSeq names its product zinc finger protein 558-like. The transcript has 2 exons. NCBI's taxonomy places the organism in Eukaryota, Metazoa, Arthropoda, Insecta, Diptera, Ceratopogonidae. The record is from RefSeq and is a predicted model, not a curated record. The coding region runs from base 1 to 1470 and encodes 489 amino acids.